AAUCACAGGGCUCCUUGCUGGGAAAAGCAACUGCUGCGGGGAGCGCGGGGAGGCCCUAGCAACACGCCGAGGCUUUUGAAUCCGCGGGGGAAACAGUGUGGGGUCAGCGGCUAGUGGAGGAGGCCUAUGCGCUUAUGCCUCAAGAAGAGAAGCCUCUCAGGAUGGACCCUGCGCCCACUGAAGAGCCCUUAGAGAAGCAAAACAAAAAACUAGAAAAGCCGGAAGAGGAGAUGGAGUUUAAGGAACUGGACGGUCUGAGGGAGGCCUUGGCAAACCUCCGGGGGCUGUCUGCGGAGGAGAAGAGCGAGAAGGCGAUGCUUUGCUCCCGCAUCCAAGAGCAGUCCCAGCUCAUCUGCAUCCUGAAGCGGAGGUCGGAUGAGGCCCUGGAACGCUGCCAGAUCCUGGAGCUGCUCAACACAGAGCUGGAGGAGAAGAGGAUGCUGGAGGCCGAGCAGCUGAAGGCCAAGAGCCGGCAUGCCCAGAAGCUGGAGGAACGCUUUAUGACCCUGGCAGCCAACCACGAGUUGAUGAUACGCUUCAAGGACGAACACAAGAGUCAGAACGUCAAGCUCAGGGAGGAGAAUGAGAAACUGAGGCUGGAGAACAGCAACCUGUUCAGUCAGGCUCUGAAGGACCAGGAGGCCAAAGUGUUGCAGCUCACUGCCCGCAGCGAGGCCCUCUCCAAGGAGCUGGAGACUCUGAAACAGAGGUGUGCUCAGGAUGCCUGCCAGGCCCAGGCCAGAGAGAAGGAGCUGCUGGAGCUGCAGAAUCAGCAGGCCUGCGCCCACACCAAGGAGACAGAGCAGCUGCGCAGCCAGCUGCAGAGCCUCCAGCAGCAGCAGCGGCAGGCGGUGGAGCAGAUGGCAGAGGCAGAGCGGGCACACAGCAGCCUGAACCGGGAGCUGCAGGCCAGGCUGCAGACGGUCACCCGAGAGAAGGACGAGCUGUUGCAGCUGUCCAUGGAGAGGGGCAGGGUGCUUCAGAACAAGCAAGCAGAGAUCCGCCAGCUCGAGGAGAAGCUGGAGACAGCAGAUGUGGCCAGGAGGCACGCGCUGGAGAGGUUUGAGCAAGAGGCAGUGGCCGUGGACAGCAACUUGAGAGUCCGGGAACUUCAGCGCAGGGUAGAUGGGAUCCAGAAGGCCUACGACGAACUCCGGCUGCAGUCUGAAGCCUUCAAAAAGCACAGCCUGGAUCUUUUAAGCAAGGAGAGAGAACUCAACGCCAAACUCCGCCAUCUCUUUCCAUAGGAAUCCCAGUUUCCUCUUUCCUCUCAUUUAGAAUUUAAAUAUUUGUGCCGUAGCAUUGCAAGAGAAAAGUUGGUUUUCCAUUUAUUAUACUUUCAAGCACAAAGGGUGAUUCAAAGAAAAGCCACUUUACUGUGAUGUUGUGGUUGUUACUAUUGUAAGGGUAGCCCUAAUCUUCAGUCCUACCACCUAAAAUACACAAGAUGUAUCAGAUUUCUUUCUGUGCCUUUGAAAUCCUAAAUUUGCUAUCAUUAUCUUCAUCUUCCUCCUAACUUAUUCAUUCUCAACCCAAGAUAUCUUCAAAAAUCCUAAUAUUUUACAUUAGCAGCUGUGAACUUAAGUGAAUGAAUCUUCAAUGUGCAAUGAGAUGUACUAUUGUGAAGACAGUUUUGCAUAGCUCCCCCUUGUUGAUAGACUUGUAGUCUCCCUUAGUUGAAAAUAUAAAUUGUAACAGUUAAUAGAACAAUAAAAUAGCAUAGAGAGUUUGCAGAAGAAAGUGUCUGAUUUUGCAACUGGCAAACAAUUGCUUGCUUCACCUGCUUUACAGCAGUAUCCUUUUGAUCUUAUUUUGCUUGCACUAGCUUGGAAAACAAGGAUUGAAAUCAUUAAGGUCUUUAUCAAAGUAGGCAAACUUUAUUACAGUCAUUCUAUAUGAGCAGUAAGAUUCAAAUAAGUGAAAUCAACCAGUUUUCAUUUUUCCUGCAAGCUUAGAUCACUUUCCAUUUUCUUGGGGUUUUUUUCCUUAAUAAAAACAGGAUUUAGAGAUGCAGGGAUGCAAGUAUCAGUAGUUUCAUUUAAUACUGCAUAGUAUGCUAAUAGACAAAGGGCCCCAACUUAGGGUAAUAAGUCAGAGCAGACUGGGUAUGAUAUAUAAAGAAAUGCAUAGUGAUUGUUUUGUUUCUAUUAGCCUUAUUUCCUUGCAAUUAAUUUUUUCUUUUUUAUUUAUUUAUAUUUAACUUUUUCCUUUUUAAAAAAUCAUCUAAAUGAAAUAUAUAUGUAUACUUACAGCAUGUUUGUAGGAAUAACUGUAGAUAUAUAAAAACAUAAUAGUUAUUACAUAUAUUUAUAGAAAGUUCUUAAAGAGGCAGUUAUAAAAAUAUACUGUGCUUCCUUAUUUCCCUAUUUUUAGUCAAUAUGUAAACAUACCUUUCAAAAUAGAUUGUAAUAUAGUAUUUUUCUUACCCAUUUGGUGCCAAAGUUCCCAAGAGUUACCUAAUAAUUUGGAUUUACUAACUUUACUUAGUAUCUUUUUAACAAACAAUUUUUGAGUGUCAUUUUACCUUAGGCAGUUUUUAAAACCUAUUUUUUCACAAUCCUAUAAGAUUGUGGUAUUAAAUACAAAUUCCAAGAAACCA
Canis lupus familiaris (dog) is the source of this 2599-nucleotide messenger RNA. RefSeq names its product coiled-coil domain containing 89 (gene CCDC89). The coding region runs from base 135 to 1247 and encodes 370 amino acids. The record is from RefSeq and is a predicted model, not a curated record. Lineage: Eukaryota; Metazoa; Chordata; Mammalia; Carnivora; Canidae. The transcript has a single exon.